Molecule: messenger RNA, 1219 nt
Organism: Drosophila sechellia
Lineage: Eukaryota; Metazoa; Arthropoda; Insecta; Diptera; Drosophilidae
Gene: eIF3j
Product: eukaryotic translation initiation factor 3 subunit j
Exons: 6
Coding region: 150-860 (236 amino acids)
Cellular component (GO): eukaryotic translation initiation factor 3 complex; cytoplasm
Molecular function (GO): translation initiation factor activity
Source: RefSeq, a predicted model, not a curated record
CCGACAGUCGCGCCUUGGGCACACUACAGAUCCACAGAAAUUUGGUUUUGGAAAAUUCCCGAAAUCGCUGCCGAGGCUGGAAACAAGUCGAUCCCAGCUCCAUCCCAUCCAGAAGCACAAAUCCCGCAAGCAAAUAGGAGACCAAAAACAUGGCCGACGAUUGGGAAUCCGCAGCAGACAGCGAUGUGGUCAUCCGGCCGACUGCCGCCGCCAGCGUAAACAAGUGGGAGGGCGAGGACGAGGAUGAGGACAUCAAGGACAGCUGGGAGGAUGAGGAGGAAAAAAAAGACGAGGAGAAGCCCACGAAAACAGAAGCACCAGCCAAACCGAAGCCAAAUAAGGCGCUAAAAGCCAAACUGGAACAGCAGGCGCUCCGAGAGGAGGAAGCGGAGGCAGAACGUCUGGCCAAUCUAUCGCCUGCAGAAAAGUUGGCUGAGAAGCUGCGAUUGCAAAAAAUCCAGGAGGCCUCUGAUCUCAAGCAUGCCCAGGAAGCGUUCGGCGUGACGAGUACGUGCGGAGGGCUUGACGCCUUCAACCCCGAGACCAAGGAGGAGUUCAAGGAGUUCGGCGCAACGCUCAGCUGGAAGGUGGCGCAGUUCCGCGAGUCUGAGCACUUCCCCCAGUUUGUUGAGGAUCUGGUGCGCAGCCUAUGCGUGAAUCUAAGCGCCGCUGACAUCAAAAAGGUCAAGAUGAACGUGGAGGUCUUGCACUCGGAAAAGCUGAAGCUGGAAAAGGCCAAUGCCAAAAAGCCCGCUGGAAAGGGCAAGGGCAAGGUUACUCUCCGCACCGAAAACGACGACAUUGACGGUUACCAAAAGUACGGAAAUGACUUCACCGAAGACUAUGAUGACUUCAUGUGAAUAGGAUCUAUGAAUGUAGUCCGCAUAUAUCUAAUUAUUGAAUACAUAGUUGCUUGUUGAAGAGUUCUUCUUGUUAGAGAUGCUGCGCAGGAAUAAGAGUCCUUUGUUAAAUAUAAAAUGGCAGAACCUAUAUAAAUAUGUAAAUAUAUAUUUAUAUAACCAUACAGAACACAAAACGAGAUACAGAGUCAAGUCAGGCAAUCAAGAAACCUCAACGAACACGCAAAUCCAGCUCCAAACCGAAAGAAUAUUUAGGCAACUGACUUAUGGCAACAGCAUAUGUAUGUAGGUCGUAUUCGGAACGGCUUCUUGUGAAAUUCAUUUUUGUAUAAAGAAUAAAACUACAGAUCGAUAUUAAA